AUGUGGACUAUUCAUGCGGAUUUUAAAACUUGUGUGGAAGACGUUUGGAAGAAGCCUACUCAGGCAAUGAGUCUUUUAUGUUUAGCGAAAAAGCUAAAGAAAACAAAGAUAGCGUUCCGAGCUUGGAAUCAACAAGUCUUUGGGCAUGUUGGGCAGAAUAUUAAAGAGUUAGAAGAGAGAUUGGAGGUUUUAGAGAGUCGUCUUCAAGGUGGCCACGAUCAUGAAGUCGAAUUUGAUUUUUUGGUUACUAAACUUGAAUUAGAUAUCUGGGAACAAAUGGAAGAGACCAGACUUGCUCAAUUGGCUAAAAAGAAGUGGCUUACAGAAGUGGAUCAGAAUACAAAAUUUUUCCAUGCAGUGGUUAACCAACGAAGGAAAAAUAAGAUCAUUUUUUACAUGCAAUUUGAGAAUGGUACCAUUUUGGAGUCGCCAGAACAGGUUCAUAAUGGGGCUUUAAAUUAUUCCCAGCAAUUUCUUUCUACUCAUUCUAAUGUUGAACAGGUGGAUCUUUCUUCACUUAUUCAGUGUUCGAUCUCAGAGGAUAACAAUGUGGCUCUUAGUAGGGCUCCGUCUGAGGUUGAGAUUUAUGAUGCGCUAAAGUCUAUCCCAAAAGAGAGUUCGCCAGGAUCUGAUGGUUUUGGCUCGGGUUUCUCUCUGAGUUGUUGGCCGUCUGAGGCUGAGAUUUAUGAUGCGUUGAAGUCUAUCCCGAAAGAGAGUUCGCCGGGACCUGAUGGUUUUGGCUCGGGUUUCUAUCUGAGUUGUUGGGAUUUAAUAAAAUACGAUGUUCUCGACGCAGCUAAGGAUUUCUUUUCAGGUUCUACACUGCCUAGAUUUUACAUGGCUUUUUUUUGGGUGUUGAUCCCGAAGGUAGAAGAUCCCAAGAGUUUUGACAAGUUCCAUCCUAUAAGCCUUUGCUGA
Molecule: messenger RNA, 918 nt
Organism: Juglans regia (Persian walnut)
Lineage: Eukaryota; Viridiplantae; Streptophyta; Magnoliopsida; Fagales; Juglandaceae
Exons: 1
Coding region: 1-918 (305 amino acids)
Source: RefSeq, a predicted model, not a curated record